AUUUAUUCAGGAACAUUAUUUGUUACAGGAAAUAUUAUAGCACAACAAUUUGUUAAACCAAGAGGGUUAAAAUCUCAUAAUUUUUAUAGAAUUUUAAGACUUGGAGGAUUUGGUUUAUGUAUAGGCAGUAUAGCUUAUUCAAUUAUAAGUAUCAGUUUAAUUAUUAUAACCUUAGAAAAUUGCUUUAUUAGACUAUUAACGCGUGUCACUUUAGAUCAGGCUAUAUUCGCACCAUGUUUUAUUACAACAUUUUUCGUAGGUCAGGCAUUAUUAGAAGAUAUUGUUUUACUUAAUAUUAAUAUUUUUUUUCCUUCUCAAUAUACACAGGCUUUUGUACCUACUUUAAUUAAUAAUUAUAAAUUGUGGUCGGUGGUACAAUUGCUCAAUUUUCAUUUUAUUCCAUUGAAUUAUAGGAUUUUAGUUGGAAUACUUAUUUAUCUGUUAUCAAUAAGAAAAGUUCCGACAAAGUGAGUGUUA
Molecule: messenger RNA, 477 nt
Organism: Rhizophagus irregularis DAOM 181602=DAOM 197198
Lineage: Eukaryota; Fungi; Glomeromycota; Glomeromycetes; Glomerales; Glomeraceae
Source: RefSeq, a predicted model, not a curated record